Sugiyamaella lignohabitans is the source of this 864-nucleotide messenger RNA. It is a transcript of the gene SRP102, whose product is annotated as Signal recognition particle receptor subunit beta. Gene Ontology annotation, molecular function: GTP binding. The transcript has a single exon. NCBI's taxonomy places the organism in Eukaryota, Fungi, Ascomycota, Dipodascomycetes, Dipodascales, Trichomonascaceae. Bases 1 to 864 code for a protein of 287 amino acids. Gene Ontology annotation, cellular component: Golgi apparatus. Gene Ontology annotation, biological process: Golgi to plasma membrane protein transport; intracellular protein transport; protein localization to organelle. The record is from RefSeq and is a predicted model, not a curated record.
AUGACGUUGAUUAGCACUAUUCUGGAUAACCAGGUACUUUUGACGACAGUCAUUGGUUUAGCAGUGCUUCUGCUUCUAUCUACCUCAUUAGUGUUCUUUGUUGGUAGUAGUGGGUCUAGUAAACUCUCAAGCAAGAAGCCUACUUUCCUAAUUGUAGGCCCCUCUUAUGGUGGAAAGACAAGCCUCUUUAACUAUUGGACCAGCGAAAUUAUUAAGAGGAAAUCAGAAAGUGAUGAAGGUGUUGGGAAAAUUAAUACAGUAUCUGCGAGUGAAACUGUGACAUCUCAGUCUCCUAAUAGAUAUGAACAUUUGAGACUACCGUUUGGAUCAGAUGAACCAGUUGAUACGGAGUACACAAUUGUGGACCUACCCGGUCACCCUAAACUGUGGCAUUUUACUGUUGAAGAGGUGGAGAAGCACCGCAGUAAUCUUGUAGGAAUUGUUUAUGUGAUUGAUGCUGCCAGUGGACAGAGUGGGAUAUCCAAAGCAGCAAGCAACCUGUAUCAACUCCUCCAACUUACAGAACGUCGAGCAGGAGGAGUCAAUAUCCUUAUUGCAAGCAACAAAUCAGAUGUCUUCAAUGUUAUUUCAACUAGUCGUUUAAAAACGUUGCUAGAAUCGGAGAUCAAUGAUUUAAGAAGCAGUCGAGAACAGACUGUUGACGAGGUCAAGAUCAAUGCCAAGGGACAAGAAGCAAAUGAUAGCGAGGAGAUAUCUUCCAACGCAUGGAUUGGCAAGGAUGGUAAAGACUUUGAAUUUUCCCAGCUCGAGGGUGAGGUUGAUAUUCUUGAUGGAAGCGUAAAGUCCAGCCGGACCUCAAAAUGGGAGACCUGGCUGGCAGAAAAAGCUCUCAAUUCUUUUUAG